UGCGCGUGAACGAAGGUAAAUUUCAGGAAAAUGUUUACACUCACCUGUCAUUGAUGAAAGCGAAUAUUUGUGGAAUAAACAUCGAUCACAGUCAACAGAUAUAAUCUGAUGAGAUGUGUGAAUUACAAGCAACUAUCGAAUUCUCUGUGGAACUUAAUAAGUUUUAUAAUGUGGAUUUAUUUCAAAGAGGAUUUUAUCAUGUACGUACAUCUAUACGUAUGCCACCAAAAGCACCUGCAAAAAUUGAAGUCUGUUUUCCAAAAGAUAUAGAAUGUGAUUCAUUGCUGCCUUCCAGUAUUAUAGAUAAUGUGGCCAUAAGUAAAACAUUUCAGAUAUUAUAUCGUAAUGAAGAUGUUAUAAUCAAUGAUCCUAUGAUAUUCCGAAUACAUACAUUAGUAGAUAGUACUAAGUUGGAAGAAAAUUUGGAAAAUUUAGAGUUACAGUUAUGCGUUGAACUAUGGUUUGGAGAAGAAGAUUUUGGAUCUUCAUUAUUAGAGAGAAUGGAAAUGGUAAGCCAAAGAAUUCUACAACUUCAUUUUAGUCCAACUAAAGGACUACACCAUCAUGUGCCUGUUCUUUUUGACUAUUUCCACUUAGCUUGUGUAGAGGUGACUAUACAUGGCUGUCUUAUUGCCAUCCACCAACCUUACCUCAAUAUGCCUCGACCAGCUAAAACAGCCUGGGCUAAUAAACCACCUGAUCAGUCUACAUUAGAAACAGUUUAUUUUGGUCAGAGACCUAUUUCUACUAUGAGUAUGACUUCUACUUCUAUGAGUAUGAGAUUAUUACAAGCUCACAGUGUUCACAAGUUAAUCUGUAAACUAUUAUUAUCAGCUAACGAGAGUCUUCAGUCCACCUUUCUAUUCUACCUCAGUAAACUUCCUCAAGUAAAAUCCAAGCUUGAAAUAAAAGAUUGCCAUGAGAAAUUACAGAUUAUAUUAGCCAACUUACAGAGUAUUGAUGACGAAGAUGAUUUAAUACAGACAGUGAUAACAGAUAUAACACAACUGUGUGCUGAAAAUGUUAUAUUGUGGACCAAAUAUUUAGAAGCUGUAACCCUAGCUAAACCUGUUCAUAGUUACUUAGCUCAGGAACAUCAUACAGCAAGGGUGAAGAGAUUUGCUGAAGCUUUCUUUACAUUUGAAUAUCCCAAGAUAACAUGUUUAUCAUGCUAUGAACCAACUAUACAUGGGCAUGAUGAGAUAGCUAAAACUGUAUCAACAUCGGAUUAUUUUCUCAAUAUACCACCUAUACCUGUUGAAUGUCCGGAAUUAGAUGGUGAUAGUACGAGCAUGCCUAUUAUAUUUGAAGAUAUUUAUCAUGAUAAUUGGAUGAAUGCUUUAGAUGUAAGCAAAUUACGAAACAGUGAAAAGAAGAAAAUAAAACCAGAGAAAUCAGUAGAGAUUAAAGAUAGUGUUUUAUCAUCCUCCUUGGAAAAAGAGGAUUCCCUACAUCGAAAACAACCUAAAAAGAAAUUUAUCAAAAAUAUGAAACCAGAUGCAUUCCGUAGACCUUCUUCAUAUUCCUGUUCUGAUGCUGAGCAAGCUUCUAAUGUUGAUAAAAAAGGUGUUGUGUUGCUGGGUUAUAGGAAGAAACCUGUUCCGGAAUUUUAUCCCUCUAAAUCAGUGGAGCUCGGAACCUUUAGUCCCUUACCUAUUUCAUCCAUAGACAAUCUAGGUAUGCCGUCUGCUAAAGCACUGAGUGCUACUUCUAUGUCUUCACUUUUAGUGAGAUCAUGUUGGAGUAGAACUAGCGUCAGUUCCCUGCCAGACUUUCUGGACAGAUCAAGGCAUUUAUCAGAUAGUUCUGAAUCUGGUUUCCAAGAAGCUGAGGAACUGGAUAAAGCUAGAGCAAGAUUUAAGGCUCACCGGUCUCAUACAGCUCCUAUUCCAGGAUCUGGUGCAAAAUUACAAAAAAGUGCCAAUAUUGAUCAGAGUGUAGAUCCUUGUACGACAAGCUCUGAUCCACAAAUACGAAAAAAAUUAGAAUUUUGUAAAGAUGAUAAAGAGAGUGUUGGUAAUAUUGAAGAAGAGACAAAUAUUCAAUAUGUGAACAAUUUGAUAACAUCAACAAAUGAUGAUGAAAGUGAUGAUGGAGAUGAUGAUGUGUGUAAUGGCUAUGAUGAUUAUUUAGAAACACAUUGUAAAGAAUCGGAACCUGAAAACAUGAAUCAUUUAUCCGAUAAAUUAGACACUACCAAUAUAUCUAACUGUGAUAACUUACAAACUGCCGAUCCUAAUAACACAACUAAACCUCCAGGUGAUCCAAGUGCCUUAUCCUCAGUUGACGCCACAUCGCUUGAUGGCGUCAACAUCACAGUAUCUGCCAGUAAUUUAUCAAAAGACAGCGGUAUUCAUUAUAAUUUAGACACGGUUUCUGUGUGUUCAGACACAAGUAGUGUAUUUAAUCCACAAAUGACUGUCUUAGAACUUUUAAAAGAGGAAUAUACAAAAUCUCAAAAAGAGGCAGUUACAAAUGACAAUUUAUCGACUAGUCAUGGCAUGUUGCCAUGUCAUAGAGCUGCUAGUGAUACAGAUAUAGUUCGAAAAGUGGAUACACAUACAGAUUUAAAUUCUGCUUCUAGUAAAUUAGACUGUGAUGUAUCAGUAUCUAGUGAAAAAUUAUCUCGUUUGUUAUCUUCAUCGUCUUCAAAUCCUGAACUUUCCAGGUUUGCAGACAGUGCUGCUCCAAAACUAGUAUCAUUAGUUGGCCAUAAUACUAUAAAUUUUAUAACAUUACGAGAAGAAUUAAAACAGCAAAUCAAAUAUCAGGGUCAUAUAUACAGUGAAUGUCCAACAUUAGCAUCUGUAUCACCAUAUUUUGUUACACCUGAUACUGAUGAUGAUAAUGAUGGUAUACAUCUUAUUGUUUGUGUUCAUGGUCUAGAUGGUAACAGUGCCGAUUUACGAUUAGUAAGAACGUAUGUAGAGAUGGCAUUACCUGGUUAUAGACUAGAAUUCCUUAUGUCUGAGAGAAAUCAGCAAGAUACAUUUUCUAACUUUGAUGUAAUGACAGACCGUCUGGUGGAAGAGUUAUUAUCUUAUAUAGAUCUAUAUGGUUUACAAGCACAGAGAAUCAGUUUUGUUGGGCAUUCUUUAGGUAAUAUUAUAAUAAGAUCAGCUCUAGCCAGGAAGGAAUUACGACACUUAUUACCCAGAAUGUACACGUUUUUAUCUUUAUCUGGUCCCCAUCUUGGUACAUUAUAUAAUACUAGUGGAUUAGUUAAUAUGGGAAUGUGGUUUAUGCAGAAAUGGAAGAAAUCUGGAUCUUUAUUACAGUUAUCUUUGAAAGAUCACAGUGAUCCACGUCAGUGUUUUUUAUAUCAACUUAGUCAAAGAUCAGUAUUACAUCAUUUUAAGAAUGUUGUAUUAGUUGGUUCAAGUCAAGAUAGAUAUGUACCGUAUCAUUCUUCACGUAUAGAAUAUUGUAGAUCAGCACAAAGAGAUGCUAGUCUUACAGGUAAAAUUUACAAGGAAAUGGUAGAGAAUCUUUUACGACCUAUAGUGGAUGCACCUAAUUGUAAACUGAUUCGAUACGAUGUAUUCCAUGCUCUACCAAGUACAGCUAAUACUAUCAUAGGCAGAGCUGCUCAUAUUGCUGUUCUAGACUCGGAAAUAUUUAUCGAAAAAUUCCUCACAGUAGCUGGCUUAAAGUAUUUUAAGUGAGUUAAAAAGUAUUAAGACAUUUAGUAUUUUAAAUGAGUAAAAAGUAUUAGGUGUUAGGACAUUCCAUAAAAACACCUGUUAGUAAUGAAAGAGAGAUUUUACUGUUUUUUUGUAACAUUGUUGAAUUUUGAAAUGCCAGCAUAACUAAUACCUUGUCAGAGGUAAGUACUGCCAUGCUAACAUUAUUUGAGGUCAAAUAAUGUUCAGUGUAUAUCUCAUUUUAGUCUGGUCAUUUUCACACCUGUCUGUUCAUCAAUUAUCCAGAUUCACUUUUGUCUAAUUCUUUUAAAAUUUGUGAUACAAAGAUGCCAUUUUCGAUUUCAAUGAUGUAUUAAAAUUGCUUGUAGAGGUUUAGUUCUUGAUAAUAUAUUAAGGCCUUUUGGGCCACUAUCUACUGAUCUUUUUGAGAUUUCUAUGCAUUGUUUACUUUAUUGAGAGCAAAAAAAAACCCAAUCAAAUUUCAAUGAUUUAUGUAAAUUACGAGCACAAUACAGAGAGCCAGGACUAAGUUGAUAGUGGUGGCUGUAUGCUUCAAUACUUGGUAACCUAUAUCUUUACAGGUACUUUAUAAUUUCAAUUCAGUCUCUUCAUUUGUUUCUGCUUAUUUUG
Patella vulgata (common limpet) is the source of this 4274-nucleotide messenger RNA. Its product is annotated as protein FAM135A. The record is from RefSeq and is a predicted model, not a curated record. The transcript has 21 exons. NCBI's taxonomy places the organism in Eukaryota, Metazoa, Mollusca, Gastropoda, Patellidae. The coding region runs from base 114 to 3665 and encodes 1183 amino acids.